This is a messenger RNA of Hemisphaericaspora subhashii, 4185 nucleotides long. RefSeq names its product Sac3p (gene SAC3). The record is from RefSeq and is a predicted model, not a curated record. Lineage: Eukaryota; Fungi; Ascomycota; Pichiomycetes; Serinales; Debaryomycetaceae. The coding region runs from base 1 to 4185 and encodes 1394 amino acids. Gene Ontology annotation, cellular component: cytoplasm; transcription export complex 2; nucleus. Gene Ontology annotation, biological process: mRNA export from nucleus. The transcript has a single exon.
AUGUCAGCUUUUGCAAGCUCUGCAUUCAACGUACCCAAUGGUAUGGCAAAUAACAAUAGGAAGCAACAAUUCAAUAGCAGUAACAUCAACAACAACAACAUCAACGAGAACACUUACAGUAACCCCCGAAGGAGUGGAACAAGAAAGACGUUUAAUAAACCCAAUGGAUUGGCUACUAGCAAUUCCAAUGGAAAACCAGAACAACGAUCCAAAAAUGUACUGAAACGAUUCAAUACCAAUAAUGACGACUCAUCUGCAUCUUCAUUUGUUGACCCAUUAGAUAGGCCGACAAAGGUAAUACCAAGGAAAAAUCCAGGAAAACUACAGUCUUAUACUCAAGAACAAAUUGAUUUAAUUGGGCCAUUAUUCCCUCUGCCUGAACAAUUUGGAUUUCAAAACACUGGCAAAGUAAUAAAACCAAGACCAAUACCUAAAUAUUUACUCCCCCAAGCAAGACUAUUAUAUACUCCACCAUUUCAACAAAAUCAAUGGGAUAAAGAAAAUCAAGAAAAAAUGGCACAAAUGGAAGCAGCCAAUGCUGGAAGAGAUUAUCAAGGAUUAUAUGAACAAUUCCAAAAACUUCGAGAUAUAGAAAGAAAGAAAAUGGAAGAAUUAGGAUUAGUGGAUGCAGAAAAUAUCGCCAAGGAUUUAAAUGAUGCCAUUACGUUUCAAGGAUCUUGUUUAGAUAUGUGUCCGGUAUUUGAACGAGUGAGGAGACAAUUGGAAAAUAAUGUUAAAGCACUUGAAAAAGACCCAGUUACAAAUAAGAUAUCCAAAGAACGAGCGAUAAAAGCGUUUUCUAGACCUGCUGCUGGACAGCCUCCUCCAUUACCUUCAGAAGUUAGACCACCUCAUAUAUUAAAGUAUACAUUAGAUUUUUUAGUCGAGAAUAUUCUUGGACAAUUACCGGAAGCUCAUUCAUUUAUAUGGGAUAGAACUAGAUCAAUUAGACAAGAUUUUACCUAUCAGAAUAGUUUUGGACCUGAAGCGAUAGAUUGUAAUGAAAGAAUUGUUAGAAUUCACUUACUUUCCUUACAUAUUAUGGCGGGGAGUGAAAUUGAAUAUUCACAACAACAAGAAUUAGAACAAUUUAAUAAAGCCCUUCAAACGUUAAUGGAAAUUUAUCAAGAUGUUAGAAAUAAUGGUGGGAAAUGUCCUAAUGAAGCAGAAUUUAGAGCAUAUCAUUUAUUAAGUCAUUUACGAGAUCCUGAAUUAGAACGAGAAAUUCAAAAUUUACCAAAUGUAAUCUUUCAAGAUCCAAAAGUUCAAUUGGCAUUAAAAUUACGUAGUAUAAUAUCUCAAAAUAAUAUUGUGGAAAGAGGAUUUAUCAAUACUGUGGGGGCACUUAAUUUAUUUGUCGAAUUUUUCAGAAUUGUAUAUAGUGAAGAAACUCCAUUUUUGAUGGCAUGUUUGUUAGAAACUCAUUUUAAUGAAAUUAGAUUCUAUGCUUUGAAAUCAAUGGCUAGAAGUUAUCAUACUAAGGGAAGACCAUAUGCUGCUGAAAGUUUAGCUGAAAUUCUCGGAUUUGAUUCAAUUGAAAAAUUAAUUAAAUUUGUAAAAUAUUAUGAAAUUGAUAUUAUUAAUGAACAUGGGGUAUUAUAUGUGGAUUUAUUUAAUAAAGAAAAAUUGGAAUCGGUUUAUAAAUUGAAUUCAUAUAAUGAAAAACCUAAAUUAUCCCCACCAUAUUCCACACAAUUGGAUGUUAAAAUACAGGGACAAACAUUGAAAUCAUUUGUUAAUAGUGGUCUUCCUAAUAUAUCUUUGAAUUUGAGAGAUCAACCUAAAAUUAUCACUCAAGAAAUGAUUGAAAAGACUAUUAAGCAACCCAUUAGAGCUUUUGUUCAGCCAACCAAACCACCAACAGCAACUGGGAUUUUCAAUCAACAACAGAAUAUUAAACCACAACCAGUAUUUCUGUCAUUGACUUCGGCGGGACAGGGAAUUAAGCCGAAUACAAUCUCAUUUGGGACAUCUAUGCCGACGAGUAAACCUUCACUCCAACCUACACAAAUCAAAUUUGGAACGAAACCAGUUGAAACGCCUACAUUUGGGUUUCAACCCCCAGCAGCUACUACAAUUGCUAACAAUAUUCCUCAACAAACUAACAAAGCCAUGUUUGCGACUCCACCCACGACCACUUCUGCAACAUUUCCAACGGGCGGAAGUUCUUUUGGCAAACCUGCUCAGAUCAGUUCAGUUCCAAAAUUCGGUUCUCAACAAGCAAAUAUACCAAAAAUUGAUUUUUCAUUCAGUAAACCACCAGAAGCAGUGGCAGCUCCACCAAAGCCAACCUUAGAGAUAAAGCUGACAAUUCCUUCAUUUGCACCUCCUCCUGUUGGCAUCAAACCAUCUGAGGUCGCAAAGCCAAUCAUCCCAUCAUUUGCUCCACCACCACAACCCACGAAAUUGGUAUUUAAACCUAAGGAGAAUGUCACGGUAGUGCCUACAAUUAAAGUACAAGCUCCGACUCCGGUACCCAAAUACCUUUCAGAUUCUCCAUAUUUCAAUCAAGCUAUUAAAGAAACAUUUUCGGAGAUUUUACAAGAUACGAUCAAUACGGAAUUACGAAUCGUACUUUCGAAAACGAUUCGGAAUCAUUCGAUCCAAACUGAAAGACUGAGGAUUAUUCAAGCGUUAUCUGGAGAAUUAUAUGAUGCAUUCUUAUCAGAAGUGAUUUAUGAAACUACGAUGACUGCAAAAGCGGUGGCAUUUGAUGAAUUAAGAUUGAAGAAAAAAGUUAUUGGCCAAUUGAAGAAUUGUGCUUCGAAAUUGAUUAAGAAACGAAAACAGAAGAAACAAACUUUGGAUGAAUUGAGUUCGGUUUCAUUUUCGAAUAAAUUGAAGAGACGUCAUUCAAUUAAUAAUAAUAGUAGUAAUGAAUCGAAUAUUAGUAAUAUAUCGAUUCUGAAACGAAGACAUGUGGAUGCGGAGACUUCAUUUAUGGCAAUUGAAGAAAGACAACAACAAAUCCAACAAUUAUGGGCUCCGAUUGAUCUUAAGCACUUCUUAUCUAUUUGUGCAACUCAUGAUUUGAAGAAGAACAAUGAUGAUGAGGUAAUAGAUUUGAAGUUUUUAUUGGUGGUUGAGAAUUGGAAUAGUGUAUAUUCAAAAUGGUUAAAUUCUAAAUUACAAUUAAAACCAAAUUUAAAAGAAAUGAUUUAUGAAAAUCAUAUUAAUAAUAUGAAAAUAAAUCUUAAUUUAACAAGUUUACCAAGCAAGGAUUAUUUAAAUAAGGAUUUCUUUUCUGAUGCUGCAUUUGUUUUAUUUGAAUGUGGAUUAACAAUGAUGAAGGAAGAGAAUGGGGGUGGUGAAGGAUCACAAUCAAUUGAGAAGAAAUUGACAAGAGAUAAGGGUAUACUCAAGAAAAUCGUCUCAUUAGCUGAUAAAUAUGGAUAUUAUAAGGUUCAUGUAUUGAUUUUAUUUUGGGAUAUAAGUGAAUCAGGAAUUUCAAGUGAACAAGUUUCAGAACUUUUAGAUUUAAAAAGUUAUAUUACAUGUACUAAUUUGAAAAAUUUGAUAUUAUGUGAUAUGACACUUAAAGAUGGGAAUACUGGUUCAGUUAUUUCAAGAGCAUUUGACAAGAUUUCUCGUGAUUUUGAUGGAGAAUUGACACCAAGGGGGUUGAAGAAGAUGGCCAAAUCAUCGCAACUCAUAACUACUAAAGCAACAGAGGAAUCAACCCCUGUUGAGAGUGGUACCGAAAACACUACAGUUCUAGAGCAGUAUGAAUCAAAAUUACUUUCAAAAGCAAAGAAGUUGAGGAAAUAUGAGUAUUUGAAUAAGCAUAUGAAUGCUGUUAGUCAACCAAGGAGACAACAUAAUCCACAUCAUCAAGCAAAUACUUCGUUUAACAAUAAUAAUACCAGUGCUAUUAUAAGUGCCCAUAAUAAAUCACUUUUACCAUAUUUAGCUACGAGGAAUAGAACCAUGAAUCAUACCAACAAUUCAACAUUUCUUAAUUUCAAUAAUACUACUACAACCAUGAAUAAUAAUACGAUUGGGAAUGAAACUUCAAUAUUGCGUGGGUUUGGUCAAGGUAUGAUAGCAGAGAGUACCCCAUCUGGAUCUCCCACGAAUAGAUCUAGAGUUGUUGAUAGAGUUGGUAAACCUUCAUUAACUACAAGUUUAAGUCAAUUAAGAGAAUUAACUGCUGGUGUUAAGAAAAAGUAUCCAAAUAAGAAGUAA